This is a messenger RNA of Mus pahari (shrew mouse), 3278 nucleotides long. RefSeq names its product PC4 and SFRS1 interacting protein 1 (gene Psip1). Gene Ontology annotation, cellular component: nucleus. Gene Ontology annotation, biological process: regulation of transcription by RNA polymerase II. The transcript has 16 exons. The record is from RefSeq and is a predicted model, not a curated record. Lineage: Eukaryota; Metazoa; Chordata; Mammalia; Rodentia; Muridae. Gene Ontology annotation, molecular function: transcription coregulator activity; double-stranded DNA binding. The coding region runs from base 325 to 1914 and encodes 529 amino acids.
GCUAGCGGGCGCCGAGCGGGAGCCGCGCGGGAGCGGCGCAGCGACAUCGGCGGCAGUGGCGGUGGCGGUUGCAGCUCGGAGCCGUUGAGGCGCCUCUGCGGCAGCUGGUGGCGCAGGUGGCCGGCGUGGACGUGGGCAGGAGCGGCCAGCGCGCCCCGCAGCCCCAGCGCCGCCGCCCGGCAGGCGCGUCGGGACACCCCGAGGCAUCCUCCCCCGCCCGCGGGCCCGCCAGUCCCAGCUCGGCGUCUGUGCUCUCGCAUCUCCUGAUCGCGGCUGCGCUGCUCCCCCUUCUGGUCUUGGGACUCCCGGCGUCGCCCCUCCAACAUGACUCGCGAUUUCAAACCUGGAGACCUCAUCUUCGCCAAGAUGAAAGGUUAUCCUCAUUGGCCAGCUCGAGUAGAUGAAGUCCCUGACGGAGCUGUAAAACCACCCACGAACAAACUACCCAUUUUCUUUUUCGGAACCCAUGAGACUGCUUUUUUAGGACCAAAGGACAUAUUUCCUUAUUCAGAAAAUAAGGAAAAGUAUGGCAAACCAAAUAAACGAAAAGGUUUUAAUGAAGGAUUGUGGGAGAUAGAUAACAAUCCGAAAGUGAAAUUUUCAAGUCAACAGGUAUCAACUAAACAAUCAAAUGCAUCAUCUGAUGUUGAAGUGGAAGAAAAAGAAACUAGUGUUUCAAAGGAAGACACUGAUCAGGAGGAAAAAGCCAGCAAUGAAGAUGUGACUAAAGCAGUUGACAUAACCACUCCAAAAGCUGCAAGGCGAGGAAGAAAGAGAAAGGCUGAAAAACCAGUAGACACUGAAGAGGCAGGAGUGGUGACUGCAGCAACCGCUUCUAAUGUGAAAGCAAGUCCUAAAAGAGGACGACCUGCAGCUACUGAAGUCAAGAUUCCAAAACCAAGAGGCAGACCUAAAGUGGUAAAACAGCCUUGUCCUUCAGAAAGUGACAUGGUUAUUGAUGAAGAUAAAAGUAAAAAAAAGGGACCAGAGGAGAAACAACCUAAAAAGCAGCUUAAAAAAGAGGAAGAAGGCCAAAAGGAGGAAGAGAAGCCAAGAAAAGAACCCGAUAAGAAAGAAGGAAAGAAAGAAGUUGAUUCUAAACGGAAAAAUUUAGCUAAACCAGGGGUUACAUCAACCUCUGAUUCAGAAGACGAAGAUGAUCAAGAGGGUGAAAAGAAGAGAAAGGGUGGAAGGAACUUCCAGGCUGCUCACAGGAGGAACAUGCUAAAAGGCCAACAUGAAAAAGAAGCUGGAGAUCGGAAACGCAAGCAGGAGGAACAAAUGGAAACUGAGCAGCAGAAUAAAGAUGAAGGAAAGAAGCCAGAAGUUAAGAAAGUGGAGAAGAAGCGAGAAACAUCAAUGGAUUCUCGACUUCAAAGGAUACAUGCUGAAAUUAAAAAUUCACUCAAAAUUGAUAAUCUAGAUGUGAACAGAUGCAUAGAGGCACUGGAUGAACUUGCUUCACUUCAGGUAACAAUGCAACAAGCUCAGAAACACACAGAGAUGAUCACAACCCUAAAGAAAAUACGGCGGUUCAAAGUCAGUCAAGUUAUCAUGGAAAAGUCUACAAUGUUAUAUAACAAGUUUAAGAAUAUGUUUUUGGUUGGUGAAGGAGAUUCAGUCAUCACCCAAGUGCUGAACAAAUCCCUUGCUGAACAGAGACAGCAUGAGGAAGCAAAUAAAACCAAAGAUCAGGGGAAGAAAGGGCCAAACAAAAAGCUAGAGAAGGAACAAACAGGUAUGAAGAGCCUAAAUGGCGGACCUGAUGCUCCAGAGAGUAAUCUUCCACAGCAUAACGGUGAUAGUAACGAAGAAAGCAAAGACAGCCGCAGCGAGGCCAGCAGUAAGACAAAGCCACCUGGAGAAGAGAGAGAGGCUGAAAUAUCUCUGAAGGAGUCUACACUAGAUAACUAGGUUGGCAGACUUCAGAUGCAAAGAAUAUGUGAGAAGUCUGUCUUGAGUGACUUCAUUUGAAAUACUUAGGCUGCUGAAAGGUUUAAAGUUUUAUAAGCAUAGGUUUUGAUGUUUAAGUAGUUGGGGAAAAGAAAAACCCUUUAUAUUUGUGUAAAAGUCAAUUAUUGCUAAUUUUCCGUGUGCAGUAUUAACAGCUCCGUCGUUUAGUUUAAGAGUAAGGGAAACCUACUUAGAAAGGUUGACCUGCUUUAUAGACAUGACUGUAGUGUAUUUUCAGUUAGUGUGUGUGUUAAUGUGUAAUUGGUAGUAGGGCAGUUAUAUUUUAAAACUGCUACUUGUAUAAAUCUUUCCCAAAUACCGUGGGUUUUGUGCAGUUUUUACAGAUACUGGAUUUACCAGACUGUCUUUUCACUGUUUGUGGGUUUUUAGAAGUUGAGCAUUUUUAUGGCUGAUAAAGUGAAUGUUACUUCUAAGUGCUCACUCCUUCUAUCAGAAGUGAACCUCAGUCCAUUGUGCUACAUUAGCUUGCCUCUUUGUAACAAUGUGUAGUCUGUAUGACAACUAGAUAGCCACCAGGUUGUUAUAGAAGGUACAAACUUGUUUACUUUUGAAAGUAAUUUAGUUUUAGGACUGGGAUUUCAGUGGCAUUAGAGCUAAAGACUGGUAUAUCUACAGAUAGAAAGUCCACCUACAAUCCUUUAUAGCUACUAAUCACAAAACCUAAAACUAGUUUGUUUUGAACCUUACAAUCUUAAGAAGGUCACUCAUUAAGAUGUGUGUUUUCUCUUUUUUAAUUAGAAUCAAUCCAUGAUGCUUAUAAGUGAUAAAUAAGGAAACUAACUUAAUUGAAAACAUAGCCAUAUUGGAAUGGGAUUUUAGAUUCUCUAUCAGGCAUAUCAGAGGAUACAGAAAAAACAAAUAUCAGUUGUUCCCAGGUAGUAACCAGACAGUCCACACACACAAACAUGAGCUAUCACUCUGUUAAAUUUAGGGAGAACAUUUCACAGGUGUUCUGAGUAAUCAGGUCAGGUGUUGGUUUUUACUAGGUAGGAAAGUUCAUCCUUAUGUUUUGAAAUUCCAUUGGAAAGUGACUUAAAACCAGUGUUUUUGUGCGAUGCGAUUAAAUAUGUUCUUGAUUUCUCAGAUAAUUAUUUUCAUCUAUGUUAAAAAUUACUUCAAUAAUUGGACUUUUGCUUUAAUAGCCCUUACAAUUUAACUACUGUUUUGAGCAAAUGCUGUACAUUAUAUAUACACCAGUCUUCUGUUUUGUCCUUAGUACAUUUUUAACUUGGACAAAAAUUAUUCUAGUUAAGCCAUAAGUGUCAAUGUGUAAAUUGUUUUAAUUAAAGUUUUUUUCUACCAAA